GAAUGAGAACAUGCACAACCUCAGCGUGGGAGAAUUGGCACUGCAACAGGACAUGAGGGAGCCGGCGUAUUCCUUCGUGUUUGGGACCGUCAUAGCGUUCGGUCUCCCGCUCAACGCCGUGUCGCUGUGGAUUCUGCUGUGCCACCACAGUCGCAAAACACCCAGCUCCGUGUUCAUGGUCCACCUGGCAGUCUCGGACCUGGUACUCGUCAUCUCGCUGCCCAUGAGGGUCUACUUUUACGCCACGGGCACCUGGCCCGUGGGCAGCAUGGCGUGCAUCUGGGCCACGAUGCUGUUCCGCAACAACAUCCGCUCCAGCUCCAUCUUCAUCACCUUCAUCAGCGUGGACCGGCUGCUGGCGGUGGUCUACCCCCUCAAAUCGCGGCCUCUCCGGACCCCGUCCAAGGCCUGCAAGGCCGCCGCGACCGUCUGGCUCUUCCUGCUGGCGGUGAACAUCCCGGAGAGCGUGAACCUAUCCAGGCUCCUGAACAACUCCUCCACACCUGCCUGUUUUCAGUUUUACCCUGCGGAGGUGGACAGGAAGCUGCACACCUCGGCGGCGGCGUACUUCCAGCUGGUGCUGCUCUUCUUCAUGCUGGCGGUCAACGUCGUUUCCACGGCCCUGGUGUCCUGGACCCUCCGCAAACACGUGAACGAGGCCGCCGCCAGAGUAAACAACAAAGUCAACGUCAUGCUCAUCUUCGCCAUGAACCUGACGAUGUUCACCGUCUUCUUCCUGCCCGUGUCGCUGGUCGUCUUUUUCAACGACUGGAGGCCGGCCCUGAAUUGUCUGGCGAGCGUGAACUGCUGUCUGGAUCCGCUGCUGUACUACUUUUCUUUCGACGGCUUCUGGAAGAGGAAGGAGGACGUGGACUCGUCUCUGGCGAGAGAUCAGUGCCUGAGCAUGAAUAGACAGGGCCAGCAGCGUCAGGAGGAGCCGUUUCAAUAGAAUGUGUUUCUGCUUGUUGUGAGAUAACAUUCAGGUGAAAAAUCUUAAAUAUGCAAGAAGAAUCGGGAUUAGUUUUUAUUCUCUAAGUAAGAGCCGAAGUGAAAUAUAAAUAUGAAGCCACACAAAGAUACGGCAGGCAAAACAAUAGUUAGUGACUGGUAUUCAGCUAGAUUAAAACAAAAGGCCAAAAAUCCCCACAAUCUGAAACAUCUAUGCUGCAUCAUGGCUCAGUUAUAUAGUGGAAAGAAAAGUGCUGCUCUGGGUUCGAUGUACAGAUGUAAGCUGUGUGGGCUUUGUUGUCGGUGUAAAAAAUAAAAAGAAGAAAUAACAGGUGGGAGUCAGCUCAUGUAAUGCGACAACGUGAAACAAGCUGGGGGAAUGUCACAGCAAUUAUCCAAACUAUUGGAUAGACGGGGCAGAAAUGACUGUGAAAUCAUGCUGUUAUCAUUCUGCAAAGUGGGCAGAAGCUGCGAGUGUUGUGGGAGAUGAGUUGUGGCGAAUACGGCAGCAGAUUUAUUCAACUUUUCCUGCAAGACAGAUAAGUUUGUGGACGUUUGCACAAAGCUGUUAUUUCUGAUGCAUACAAGAGACAUGGGUACUUUGUUGUUGAUCUUAAUGUAUUUACAAAGAAAGCGUAGACAGACUUUAGCGAAGGGGUGUCAAACAUAAGGCUUGUGGGCCAGAGCUGGCCUGCCAAACUACCAAAGAAAUUGAGACAUUGUUAUAGAAAACAUAGAUUUUUUUUUUUACACAUUUUUUUAAGACUCAGACACAACGCUGAGACCUGAGCUGAGAAAUCAAUGAUGCUGACAAGAGAGAGCUACCUCGACUUGUCUCAAAAUCAUGCUGUCAGGAUAAGUUUGUAAAAAAAUAUGCACAAUGAAGACAGCUAAAGCAGAAGUCCUCUGAACAUUUUACUGUGUUUUGCACCAGAAUUUACUGUAAAGAUUGUCUUUAUGUUGACAUUAUAGUAAGUGUCCACAGGAAUUGUUUGGUUUUUGAUAAAAUAGACGUUGUCCAUUAUGUAUGCUGUAUUAUGGCACAAAAGCAACAAUAACAACAAAAAAACUGUAAAAGUUAUUUUGGCAUUGUUUAACCAGUAUGUACUGUAUGUGUUGUCUAAAUCAGGUUGUCAAACCCGUUUUCGUUCAAAGUAUAUUUCAAUGUGGUUUUUAAAAAAAAAAAAAAAAAAAAAAUUACUAUUUAGUGCUUGAGAUUUUUUUUUUCAUUUGCACAAAAUACCACAGCUACUUCUGGGAAACUGUGAUGCUAGAAGCUUGUAAAAAGUCCAAACUGAUAGUCAUCUCCUCAUUUACAUACCGUUUUAGAACGUGUUUGAGAUGUCAGAUGGAAGAGCAGAAUAAAAUCUGUUCGGACUUGAAAAUGUAACAGAGGAGGAAUUAAACUGAACAAAACAUUGCCAGUAUCAAUUUUCUGCAACUGCUUAAUGUGUUUGGAAAAAGGAGCUAAACAAGAGGCCUUUCUAAGUAAAAUUUGAAGAAAAGACACUCUGACAGACUGUUUUUCCAAGAGGAAAAAAAAUGCAACAAAAAUGUUGCUGUUUGAUGAACGUGAUCUACUUGCGUGAUGGUCUUGUUCUGUGGCAUUUAUGGAGAUGGUGUUGUAGAGAUCAUGAUUAGAUAGGCACAGUUGGGUGAAGCUACUGUGAAAGUCUCCCAUGAAAGAUUUGCAUCAGAGUUAUCAUUUUAAAUACCGAUCCAUCCUCUACAGGAUUGAGUAAGUGUGUUGCUGUUCAGACUUCAGUCAUUUCACACGUGGCUGUUGAUAUCUCAGCUACUGACUUGAUGGUUUUAGUGCAACUGUGGCGAGUGUGACAGGUGGAAAGGGAAGUGGUGGCCGCCAAGCAGAAGGGUUUGCACCCUUUAAGUAGACCAGUGGGCCACGUGCAGCCCACAUCCCCAUUUUCUUUCCUCCGUUUUCCAAAAACAAAUAUAUCAUUUUCAGAGAUUAUAAGGACACAACAUAUUUGAAACACAACUAUGUAUUUCAACAACUAACUGAAAAAAAAAUACUGGGACUACAAUUUUCCAAAUUUCAAAUCACUAUUUUGCCAUCUGGGGGCUAUUGCACAAAAGUCGGAUAAAUACAUCCAGGAUAAAUGAAAAUGCGCGGCUUGAGUCAGCCUAGUCGGUGUUUUCUCGGAUUAAUCGGUUGCACG
Molecule: messenger RNA, 3128 nt
Organism: Salarias fasciatus (jewelled blenny)
Lineage: Eukaryota; Metazoa; Chordata; Actinopteri; Blenniiformes; Blenniidae
Product: lysophosphatidic acid receptor 6-like
Exons: 1
Coding region: 11-949 (312 amino acids)
Biological process (GO): positive regulation of Rho protein signal transduction; phospholipase C-activating G protein-coupled receptor signaling pathway
Cellular component (GO): plasma membrane
Molecular function (GO): lysophosphatidic acid receptor activity
Source: RefSeq, a predicted model, not a curated record